AAAGGAAACGAAGAUGGGGAGACAGUUAUUGUUGAAAAAGACCAUUUUAUGGAUGACUUUUUCCAACAGGUUGAGGAACUUAGAAAUAAUAUAGCAAAAAUAGCACAAAAUGUGGAAGAAGUGAAGAAGCAGCACAGCAUUAUCCUGUCAGCACCAAAUCCUGAAGGAAGAACAAAAGAAGAACUUGAAGAAUUAAAUGAGGAAAUAAAGAAGAUUGCUAAUAAAAUCCGAGCCAGGUUAAAGGCUAUUGAACAAAGUUUUGAUCAGGGUGAAAAUGCUAAUCGGACAUCAGUGGACCUCAGGAUAAGAAAAACACAGCACUCUGUAUUGGCUCACAAGUUUGUGGAGGUCAUGACGGAAUACAACGAGACCCAAACUCUUUUUCGAGAACGCAGCAAAGGUCGGAUACAGAGACAAUUAGAGAUAACUGGAAAGACCACCACUGAUGAGGAACUGGAAGAAAUGUUAGAGAGCGGUAAUCCUUCAAUUUUCACUUCUGACAUUAUAUCAGACUCUCAAAUAACUAGGCAAGCUCUGAAUGAAAUUGAGUCACGUCACAAGGAUAUUAUGAAACUGGAAUCUAGCAUACGGGAACUCCAUGAAAUGUUUAUGGACAUGGCAAUGUUUGUUGAGACUCAGGGUGAAAUGAUCAACAACAUAGAAAAGAACGUGAUGAAUGCAUCAGAUUACGUGGAACAUGCAAAAGAAGAGACAAAAAAGGCAGUUAAAUAUCAAAGUAAAGCACGAAGGAAAUUGAUGUUCAUAAUUAUAUGUGUAACUGUAUUGCUUCUGAUACUUGGAAUUAUCCUAGCAACAACACUAUCAUAGCAAGCACAUUCCAAGAGUUAUGAACCUUCAGAAACUCCAAACUACAUCUUCAGUAAAACCAAACCUUUUUUAAUAAAUGAUGCCUUAUACUGUUCCGUAAUGAUGACCUAUCACUAAUGGUUAAAAAUGAAAACAAAAUCACUCUUAAUGUUUACUCAUAAAUGAAGAUCAGAAUGUAUUAGGAUAUGUAUGGAUUUUCAUCACAAACUAUACAUUUGUAAGACUGAAACUUGCUCUUAAUGGUUUUGAACUAAAGUAACGUAGGAUUUUUUAGUAUCUCGGUGUUACAGUUAAAACAGGGAGUUGAGAGACUAUUGAGUUUUGACUAUUUGGCUUUUUUUCGUAUUGCUAAUAUAAUUCUAAUCACAAAUUUUAGUACCUUACCAGUGCUGCUUUUGUUAGCACUCUUGUGAACAUUUUUAUAAGAUGUAGCCUUGUCUUUAAGUGUAUUAAUUAUUUAGUCACCUUAACCU
Nipponia nippon (crested ibis) is the source of this 1301-nucleotide messenger RNA. The record is from RefSeq and is a predicted model, not a curated record. NCBI's taxonomy places the organism in Eukaryota, Metazoa, Chordata, Aves, Pelecaniformes, Threskiornithidae.